Molecule: messenger RNA, 1634 nt
Organism: Cygnus atratus (black swan)
Lineage: Eukaryota; Metazoa; Chordata; Aves; Anseriformes; Anatidae
Gene: PDHA1
Product: pyruvate dehydrogenase E1 subunit alpha 1
Exons: 11
Coding region: 130-1326 (398 amino acids)
Biological process (GO): pyruvate decarboxylation to acetyl-CoA
Cellular component (GO): intracellular membrane-bounded organelle
Molecular function (GO): pyruvate dehydrogenase (acetyl-transferring) activity
Source: RefSeq, a predicted model, not a curated record
CGGGGGCGGGCGCUUGGGCGGGCUCGGCGGCGGCCGCUGCUGGUGCUGCGCUGCUGCCGCUGAAGGAGACUCGAGGACGGGGCCCACCACGGUGCCGGUGCUGCCGCCGCCCCCCUGCCUCCCCGCUCCAUGCGCAAGAUGCUGCUGGCCGCGCUCUCCCGAGUGCUGCCCGGCCCGGCCGCCGCCGCCGCCGGCAGGACGGCCUCUCGAGUGAUGGUAGCAUCACGUAACUAUGCAGACUUUGCAAAUGAAGCUACAUUUGAAAUUAAGAAAUGUGACCUCCACCGCCUGGAAGAAGGCCCUAGUACCACGGCAGUGAUGACUCGAGAGGAGGGGCUCCAUUACUACAAGACGAUGCAGACCAUACGACGCAUGGAGCUGAAGUCUGACCAGCUGUACAAGCAGAAGAUUAUUCGUGGCUUCUGCCACUUAUAUGAUGGUCAGGAGGCUUGCUGCGUAGGGCUUGAAGUUGCCAUAAAGCCUACAGACCAUGUGAUCACAGCGUACAGAGCUCACGGUUUUACCUAUGCACGAGGUGUUCCCGUUCGAGAAAUUCUUGCUGAGCUUACAGGUCGAAAAGGAGGAUGUGUGAAGGGAAAAGGAGGAUCGAUGCACAUGUAUACAAAAAACUUCUACGGUGGUAAUGGUAUCGUUGGCGCUCAGGUUCCUCUUGGAGCUGGGAUUGCUCUGGCCUGUAAAUACUUUGGUAAAAACGAAGUCUGUCUGACUUUAUAUGGGGACGGUGCAGCCAAUCAGGGCCAGAUAUUUGAAACAUACAACAUGGCAGCCUUGUGGAAAUUGCCUUGUGUUUUUAUCUGUGAGAACAAUCGGUAUGGGAUGGGAACUUCAGUUGAAAGAGCUGCAGCCAGUACUGACUACUACAAAAGAGGAGACUUCAUUCCAGGGCUCAGGGUGGAUGGCAUGGAUGUUCUGUGUGUCCGAGAAGCAGCCAAGUUUGCAACUGAGCACUGCAGAGCUGGAAAAGGUCCUAUUGUGAUGGAGUUGCAGACAUACCGUUAUCACGGCCACAGUAUGAGUGACCCUGGAAUAAGCUAUCGUACUAGAGAAGAAAUCCAGGAAGUGAGAAGCAAAAGUGAUCCCAUUACUUUGCUGAAGGACAGAAUGAUCAACAAUAACCUUGCAAGCAUUGAAGAAUUAAAGGAAAUUGACGUGGCAGUGAGAAAGGAGAUAGAGGAAGCUGCUCAGUUUGCUACCACUGACCCAGAGCCACCACUGGAAGAACUAGGUAACCACAUUUACUACAAUGAACCACCCUUCGAAGUGCGUGGCCCAAACCAGUGGAUAAAGUACAAGUCUGUCAGCUAAACGCCUUUUUAUUGGGCAUAACUUAUUCAGAAGAAUAAGUGAAUGCAUUACAAGAACUGUAACGACUCAGAAAUAAACCUUAAUCUUAUUUAAAAGCUCUUUCAAAUAAGGAGGUGUUGUGUAAGGCAGUCCAUCACAGGAUGGGUUGUCUUAAACACACCUGAAUGUCAUUUUGGAAGGAGCUGCAUUAAGAGAAAGCAAUGGUUUAUUUAAAAUCGCUCUGUAUUUGCUUUACAAACUUUCCUUUGGAGUGCUGUAUGUGUCAUGUACAGUGUAAAGACAAAAAAUUAAACUUCAAUAACAUUUAA